This is a messenger RNA of Cantharellus anzutake, 1289 nucleotides long. Its product is annotated as SYF2 splicing factor-domain-containing protein. Gene Ontology annotation, cellular component: Prp19 complex; catalytic step 2 spliceosome; post-mRNA release spliceosomal complex. The transcript is spliced from 5 exons. The record is from RefSeq and is a predicted model, not a curated record. Bases 353 to 1168 code for a protein of 271 amino acids. Lineage: Eukaryota; Fungi; Basidiomycota; Agaricomycetes; Cantharellales; Hydnaceae.
AUGUGAGUAAGUACCGCCAUCGCUCCACAACGUUGUUGUUAUGCCACCUCGGAAAGGAAAAGCGGGCAAGACGGACGGGUCUGCGCCAAAGCGGUCGAGAAGAAGGUCGAAGACUGGAAUUGAAAACCCAGAGCCAACCAACACGAGCCCGAGGCCCAGUGUCGAGCGCGAGUUUAUCCCUGCUGAUGCCUCUAGCACUCUGCAAACUAUAUUGAGCGCUGAAGUUGCGCCUCCUGAGGCGCCACAGCAAAAAAUAGAGACUUCCCAGGAUAGUGUACCGUUUGGCUCCCCUGCCAACGCUGUUGGGGAAGUCCCGGUCGCGGAGGCGAUUGGGAGUGGAUCGGCAGUGUCUAUGGAGCUUAAUCAUGCUUCGUCGACCCCAGAACCCAAAAUGACGAUGGAAGAACGACAAGCCAAGUUGGAAGCAUUGCGGUCGAAAAUACGUUUGACGGCACAAGCCAACCAUACCGACCGUAUCGAGGAACACAAUAGGCACCGCGUAUCCGCUCGCGAACAAGCCCGGCUGGAGCGAGAGCGCAAGUUGGCAGAGACACUUCGUGAAAAGGCUGAUGCAGAGGAGGCUGGCGAGGAUCUUGAGCGGAAGCGGAAUUGGGAGUAUAGUAUCGAGGAGAACGAUGAGUGGGAAAAGAGGUUAAAGAGGAAAGCAGGAAGGGCAGAUUUCCAAUUCCAUGACGCAAACGAUGCGGCACGAAAGAAAUACAAAAAGGACCUCGACCUACUUAAACCUGACCUCGCAGCCUAUAAUCGUCAAAAGGAAGCGGCACUCGGCCUUGUCCCUGGUGCACUCUCCAAACUCUCAAAAGAAGAACAAACCAAAACUCUGAUAAAGGCUGCUUCUUCGACCUCAUCGACGUCCAUAACACCCAUUUCUGCUACUCUCGCCGCCGAGGAUUUGUACCGUGACGCAAAUACACUGCAAUACGGUGAUAACAAGCCAAGCGAAGAAGCUAUAGACAGGGUUGUGGCUAAACUGAACCUUGACCUUGACAAACGUGGCAAGUUCUCGAGGAAGCGGCUCAAUGACGAUGAGGGUGAUAUCACCUAUAUUAAUGAACAUAAUAAGGUCUUCAACAAGAAGAUCGCUCGUUAUUACGACAAAUAUACGAAAGAAAUUAGAGACAGCUUUGAGCGAGGGACUGCUUUGUAGAGUUACUGGUUUAUUCGGCCUCUCUUCUCUCCUUUGUUAUCUGUAUCUUAUCCGGGUACGAUUGUACUAAUCUCCGAAGGAUUUACUUGCCUCCAUACUAUGAGCUAAUAUUUCUUCACUC